GAUGUCAAGUUGUCAAGAAAGAUUAAAGAAUAAAUUCGUAAAUUUAUCAAAAUAUAAAGUUGAUUGAAAAAUGCAUAUUAUGUAUAAAAUUUUUAAAAGUUUAAUAUUUUUCACACUGAUUUAUAUGCAAAAAUGUACAGCUGAAUUUUCAACUGAGGAUUGUGCUUCCCUUGGAUUUAUUAAAGCUAACCUGCUUUGCUCUUCAUGCGACCAGCUUAAAGAUUUUAGUUUAGAUCAAUUGGUUGAUCAUUGUAAGGAAUGCUGCCAUAACGACGACAGUGCACCAAAGGAGAAAAAAUACGCUCGUGCAAUACUGGAAGUUUGCACUUGCAAGUUCCCAGCUUAUCCGCAAAUUCAAGCAUUUGUGAAGAGCGACCGGCCUACUAAAUUCCCUAACUUGCAAAUUAAGUACGUACGUGGAUUAGACCCUAUAAUCAAACUCCUAGAUAAAGACGGUAUUGUCAAAGAUACUGUCGCUAUUGAAAAAUGGAAUACUGACUCAGUAGAAGAAUUUUUAAAUACGCAUCUUGAGAAAGAAGAAGAAGAUGAUCGUAGUUAUUUAAAAACUAACCAGAUAUAAGGUAUCUUAAGAGAAGCUUUAACAUCCUUAUUGCAAUGUAUAUUCAUCAACAAAGAUCAAUUUUAUCAACCUACUAUUAAUUUUAUUUCAAACUUACAAGAGACUUGUGGCAAUCUGCACAUGAGAAACAUCGCCUGUGCCAUGUGCCAUUUUUGGAGUGCAUUUGUUCAGCAGCAUAGACUGGGAAGCCACAGCGUGGGCAGCCCUGGCCUUUAGCUGCUUUCUGACCCGUGAAUGGAAACUGUUCAGCGCUGUAAAUAAAAAUAAGUAUAUUUCAAUACUGGUAAUUUUAAUUGUAUUUUUCAUAGUAGAUAUUUUACAAAAAAAAUGAAAUAUAUCUGUAAAUAUGCAAUAAAUUAAGAACACUG
Parnassius mnemosyne (clouded apollo) is the source of this 948-nucleotide messenger RNA. The record is from the annotation of a GenBank genome assembly. NCBI's taxonomy places the organism in Eukaryota, Metazoa, Arthropoda, Insecta, Lepidoptera, Papilionidae.